UCAUCAGUCUCCGAUAUGUGUCAAAUUCCUCCCCUCAAAACCCCCCCAUAAUAACUACUCCUACUCCAUUUCCAUUCAUUAUCUCCGGCAAAUUUUAACCUCCCAAUAGUGAAGAAUGAUUUGAUGAACCAGAAGAAAAACCUAGAACCCUAAUCCCUUCUCCAAAUUGGAACGAAAAACUUUCAACAUCGUCGUCGUCGUCUCUUUGCUGCAUGAGUUUUCAGGCAAUUCAACGAAAGGAACACCGUUGCUUCAAAACCAAGUUGUUGAAGCAGCAGUCAUGGCUGUGGUUAUCGUUGCUCAGACGACGCCGUCUAAUCUACUUAUUAGUCGCCACUCUCGUUGUUUUCCUCCCUCGCCGCUGCGGUCGCCUCCUCCGUUUCGAGUACGCCAUCGCUUCUCUGCUCGUCGACGGUUGAAUCCUCCCCAAUUCGCUUCGAAAAGGCUGGAAGGUUUCAAUUCAAGAUGUUCAAUUACAAACACUGAAGUCUUCAAUCCAGUUGGCAUUGAAGAAGAAGCUCAAGGAGAAUUUUCAGUUGCCUCUUCAAGCUGCUCAGUCCAAACUGUUGAUAUCCAAUCUGAUAUCCUCAACCUCAAGACUGAAGCUUUGAAUUUACUGGCUGAAGACACUUAUGUUGACACUCUUUUGACAAGCUUGCCCGUCUUAUCAGAGGAGGAGCAGAAUAUUCUCGCUGCAACUCCUGCCCAUCCAGCAGGAUUGCAUGCCUUGUAUGCUAGUUGCAUAGCCGGAAAUCUGGUGGAACAGCUUUGGAAUUUUGCCUGGCCUGUUGCUAUUUCAUUGAUUCAUCCCAGCCUUCUUCCAGUGGCUGUCAUGGGUUUCUUCUCUAAGCUUGCAGUUAUUUUUGGAGGCCCUUUGGUUGGUAAACUUAUGGAUCAUUUCCCCAGAGUACCUGCAUAUAAUUGUUUGUCUAUUGUCCAGGCAGCUGCUCAGCUGUUAUCUGUUGGAAUGAUGAUUCAUGCUCACACCAUUUAUACAUCCGCCACAUCAACGCUUCCCCGUCCUUGGUUUGUUGUAUUAGUAUUAGCAGGAGCCAUUGAGAGGCUGUCUGGAUUGGCUCUAGGGGUUGCUAUGGAACGUGAUUGGGUUGUGCUGCUAGCAGGAACAAAUCGACCGAUUGCUCUUGCACAAGCAAAUGCUGUUCUUAAUAGGAUUGAUCUCCUCUGCGAGAUUGCUGGAGCAUCAUUGUUUGGCAUCCUUCUAUCUAAAUAUGAACCUGUAACCUGCUUGAAUCUUGCUGCUGGCUUGAUAUUAUGGUCAACCCCUGUUGUGGUUGUUCUCACGUGGUUAACCAACGAGCUUUCUAUGGGGGUUCUUAACCGUGCUAAAUCUCCACAAGCAUGUUGCAGAAAUUCCAUGGGUGGACCUCUUAUGGGUACUGAAAAUAUAGUGGAGAUGAGUGUGGAUGCUAUCAGGCACGGGUGGGUUGAGUACAUGCAGCAGCCUGUGCUCCCUGCGAGCCUAGCCUAUGUGCUUCUUUGCUUCAAUGUUGUACUUGCUCCUGGUGGGUUGAUGACUGCUUUCUUAACACAGCAAGGUUUAAAUCCAUCAAUCAUCGGGGGCUUUAGUGGAUUAUGUGCUUUCAUGGGUGUUGCAGCAACAUUUUUAUCUGCAUACAUGGUCCGGAGACUUGGUAUUUUGAAGGCCGGAGCAGUGGGUUUGGUAUUACAGGCUUUUCUUCUUACCAUUGCUGUUGCUGUGUAUUGGAGUGGAUCUCUUACUCGGCAGACUCCUCUUCUAUUCUUCUUGUGUUUGAUUGUAUUGUCCAGAUUGGGACAUAUGUCAUAUGACGUCGUAGGGGCGCAGAUUCUUCAAACUGGGAUCCCAGAGUCCAAAGCUAAUCUCAUCGGGACAACAGAGGUUUCUAUUGCAAGUCUAGCGGAGUCUGUACUAUUAGGAGUUGCAAUAAUUGCCAAUGAUGUUUCACAUUUCGGAUCUCUCGCGAUGCUAUCGCUUUUAUCAGUGAUUGCUGCAGCAUUGUUGUUUUGCCGAUGGCUGGGUAAUCCUUCAGAUGCACAAAGAAGCCUUUUCAAUUUUGAUCCUCAGUUUUGAAUACACAUUUGCACACGUAUUUAUCUGAACAUACACUGACCGAAGAAAGGAUAUUGUUAACUUGCAUUUUCCAAUGUCCGUACUUAUUUCGAUUCUAAAAGUGGCCCGAGUUACAUUUUCUCGGUUCAUUUCGUCGCAUGCUGCUGCAAUGGACAGGGCUUCCCCAAAAAAAUCAUAUUCUGAUGAUACUACAGUAUGUCAACACUAGAAUGGAAAAUCUUGUAUCCAUGGAACCUUGUUUACCGGUAUACCCAUCACAGAAGUAAACAGUUGUAUGAUCUUAGUCCCAACAAUUGUCCCAGUUGUACAAAGGAUUGAGCACACUAUCCUGCAAUUAUUCAUUUGUUUCCAGGCAAAUACAGUUUGAGUUGAA
Messenger RNA from Rhododendron vialii, 2444 nucleotides. RefSeq names its product solute carrier family 40 member 3, chloroplastic. Lineage: Eukaryota; Viridiplantae; Streptophyta; Magnoliopsida; Ericales; Ericaceae. Gene Ontology annotation, molecular function: iron ion transmembrane transporter activity. Gene Ontology annotation, cellular component: membrane. Bases 281 to 2071 code for a protein of 596 amino acids. Gene Ontology annotation, biological process: iron ion transmembrane transport. The record is from RefSeq and is a predicted model, not a curated record. The transcript is spliced from 14 exons.